Molecule: messenger RNA, 1737 nt
Organism: Amphiprion ocellaris (clown anemonefish)
Lineage: Eukaryota; Metazoa; Chordata; Actinopteri; Pomacentridae
Product: GTPase IMAP family member 8-like
Exons: 5
Coding region: 103-1737 (544 amino acids)
Molecular function (GO): GTP binding
Source: RefSeq, a predicted model, not a curated record
UCUGCAAGGAGGAUUGUCCUGCUGGGAAAAACUGGAGCUGGAAAAAGCAGCCUGGCAAACACCAUAUUCGGAGAAAAGGUGUUCAACAUAAACCACUCACCCAUGACUGAAGAAUAUCAGUCCAGCGCAGAAACCAAAUGUGUCAAUGGAAAAAACAUCACUCUGAUUGACACUCAGGGUUUUUUUGACACAUGUGGGUCUGAGGAGUCACUCAAGGCCGAUGUACUGAGGUGUAUCACGGAGUGCGCCCCUGGACCUCACGCCUUCCUCAUCGUGCUUAAAGUGGAGAAAUUCACCAAGCAGGAGGAAGACGUGAUCAAAAAAAUACGGCAGUGUUUUUCUGAAGAUGCUCUGAGAUAUUCUGCAGUUGUCUUCACUCAUGGAGACCAGCUGCCGGAGGGAAAGGCAAUUGAGGACUUUGUCGGUAGGAACAAAGGCCUGAGUGAGCUGGUGAAGGAGUGUGGAGGCCGAUGCCACGUGGUCGAUAGCAAAUACUGGAAAGAUAACGAAGAGGGCAGCUACAGGAACAAUCGCGUCCAAGUGGCAGAGCUACUCAGGACAACGGACAAGAUAACUGAGGAAAACAACGGCCAGUGCUACACUAAUGAGGUGCUGAAAGAAGUGAAAAGAGAAAUGCGAAAAGAGGAAGAAAAUGCACAGGGGGUUUCAGAAAUUGGAGCAGUGGCAUUAUCAUUCAGAGCAACAGCUUCAUCGGAGGCUAUAACUGGAGCAGUAAAGGGAGCUUUUGCAGGAUACGAUGCAUCUGAAGGAGCAAAAUCUCCAAGUGAAGCUGUAGAGAAAACCAUUAAGGCUUACUUUACCCAGAGACCAGGGGUUUCAGAAACAGCCACAGAGAGGAGAGCAGCAGCAGAUCCCACAUCUGAUUCAAAGGACAAGACAGAAGCACAACACGAAAGGAUUGUCCUGCUGGGGAAAACUGGAACUGGGAAAAGCAGCUUGGGCGGAUCCAUACUUGGAGAGAAUGUGUUUGAGAUUCAUCAUACUACAAACUCUGGAACAAGUAAAUGUCAGAAAGAAACCAGACAGGUUGAUGACGGACUCAUCACUGUAAUUGAUACUCCUGGUAUGUUUGACAGUCGCAAUUCUGAUGAUGCUUUUAAAUCUGAGAUAAUAGACAUGAUCAUAGAGAGCUCUGAAGGGCUUGAUGCUUUCCUCAUUUUAUUUAAAGCUGAGAGAUUCACAGGGCAGGAGAAUGAGGUAGUUUCCAAGAUCAAGGAUUAUUUUUCUGAGGAAGCUUUCAAACACGCUGUAGUUGUCUUCACUCAUGGUGAUCAGCUUCCUGACGGCAUGAAGAUUGAAGAGUUUGUCAGUGAAAAUAAGUAUCUGUGUGAUCUCUUGGAGAAAUGUGGGAACCGCUGCUGUGUUGUUGACAAUAAGUACUGGAAGAACAACCAGCAGGACAAAUACAGAAACAACCAGGUCCAGGUAGCAAAGCUGCUUCAAACAGUAAAAGAAAUGGGGAUGAGUGGAGGGCGCUACAUCAAUGAGAUGCUGCGAGAAAUGAGGAGAGUGAUAAAACAGCAGGUACAACGCAUUGGCAGGUCAGCAGUAGACAUGUUACCUGAAGAUAUCUGGAAGCAGGCAAAGAGGGAAGUCUCAGAUUUACUCAAAAAAUUAGCUGGUCUCACUGCAGGACUGCAGGAGUCUAUGCAGCUGCAGGAGCAGCAGUGGGUGGUUAUAUGGGAUAUCAAGAAGCUGAAAAAGCAAAGUCAGUAA